AUGUCUGGUCAUACCAAUGGCGCCGCAUCGGCGCCAAACCCCGCCUCGCCUAGAGACCCGUAUGCCGAGAAGCUCGACGCCUUCCCCGAGUUGCCUGCUGCGCCGCCGCCGCCACCUACAAUCAACAUCGUCAAGAGCCCCAGCGACGCGCCCGACGCCGGACUGAGGAGCCUGGAUCACUAUAAGAGGGCGCUGCCGACAUGGCGAUACCGACUGCGCCAGUGGAUGCUGCCGCUGAUCCGAUGGGAGACGCCGUACUUGGCUUACUUGCAAGAGACGAUGCGCACGCCUUGGCUCGAUAGUUAUUUUGCGAUCACUGCGAACCUCGGUACCCAUACCUUCUUCAUGAUCGGCCUGCCCAUGCUCUUCUGGUGCGGCUACGCCUCCUUCGGCAAAGGUGUUAUUCACAUUCUCGCCGAGGGCGUCUUCUUCACCGGUUUCAUCAAGGAUCUGUUCUCUCUCCCGCGACCUCUGUCCCCGCCCUUACAUCGAAUCACCAUGUCCGGUUCCGCUGCUCUAGAAUAUGGAUUCCCUUCGACGCACAGCGCAAAUGCUGUGUCCGUGGCUGUAUAUGGAAUUCUGGUGCUUCGAAGCCCUGAUACAGUGCUACCAGACACAACCAAGAACCUCCUCGAAGGCUUGUCGUACUUUUACGCGAUCUCCAUCGUCUUCGGUCGUCUGUACUGCGGCAUGCAUGGAUUCACCGACGUCGUUGUGGGAUCCGUCCUGGGCGCCGCCAUUUCUCUGGUUGAGUUCCACUACGGCCCGGCUUUGGAUGCGUAUAUGCACAGCAGCUCCUGGUGGGCACCCGCCAUUGCUGCUCUGAUCAUCAUUGCGCUCGUCAGAAUACACCCCGAGCCAGCGGACGACUGUCCCUGCUUCGACGACAGUGUGGCCUUUGCCGGUGUCGUGAUUGGCCUGGAAAUCGGAACCUGGAUGUACGGCCGUACCUCGCUGGACUCGUUUGGGGGUAAUGCUCACAGCGUCCAAUCCAUUGACCUCAAUGCUCUGGGCUGGCACGUCGUCCUCGCUCGGGUCAUCUUUGGUGUACUAGUCAUUUUCGUCUGGCGAGAGGUCAUGAAACCUACGUUGCUCAAGGGCCUGCCACACAUCUUCCGUCUCCUGGAAAAGGUUGACAUGAAUCUUCCCAGACGAUUCUUCACCCCUGCGUCCAAGUACGAGACUGUCGACCCAGGAUCUCGUAUGGAUACCCUCAUCCCCUCAGUCAGGGACUUUCCCCGUGUUGUCCAGUCCAUCCGUCACCCGACCACGCGCGGUCGGUCCGUAUCAAUCGGUCCGCAGAGUGCUGCUGACGCCUACGAGACGCUCGCCUACCGCGAGCGUAGGCGGCGGGAGAGCAUCGGCAGCAAUGGUAGUGUUAAAAGCAAGGGUAGCAUGUUCGAGCUUCGGGAGAAAAACGGGGACUGGGAGGGGAAGGGAGCCGCUUCGGGCGUGCAGGGCCACAAUACGCUCAACGACUUUGAGCGGAUGAUGGGCACUGGCAGCGUGUUGGCGAGUCCAAACGAGGAGAAGGAAGGGAUGGAUUUGGCGGUCGGCCAGCAGGACGAGCUCAGCGAGAAGGAAAUGUUCUUGCGUCUUAUCCGGCCUCGAGUGCGUUACGAUGUCGAGGUCGUAACAAAAUUGGUGGUUUACACAGGUAUCGCGUGGCUGGGCGUUGGCCUGAUCCCCAUCAUGUUCGAGUUGGUCGGCAUGGGAUCUGCCCAUCUUCGCAAUCCGUAA
Molecule: messenger RNA, 1740 nt
Organism: Colletotrichum chrysophilum
Lineage: Eukaryota; Fungi; Ascomycota; Sordariomycetes; Glomerellales; Glomerellaceae
Exons: 4
Coding region: 1-1740 (579 amino acids)
Cellular component (GO): endoplasmic reticulum membrane
Molecular function (GO): sphingosine-1-phosphate phosphatase activity
Source: RefSeq, a predicted model, not a curated record